AUGCCGAGCAACAGCGCAGCCAGCAUGUUCGGGGGCGCCGGAGGAAGAGGAGCCCGGGCGUCAGUGUCCAGUCUGGAAGGUCUGCGCAACGUGCUGCGGAACGAGACGGAGCGCGACGCCGCUCCCGCCGCCGCUCCCGUCGCACCUGCCGCGGCGCCUCCUGCUGCCGCACCUGCGGACGGCAAGCAGACGCUGCGCGGCCUGAACGAGCGUCUGUCCGGCUACCUGGGCCGGGUGAAGCAGCUGGAGCAGGAGAACGCGCAGCUCCAGAGGGAGAUCGAUGAGAUCCUGGACAAGAGGAAGGUUCCUGAGGGUCGAGACUGGGACCAGCUGGCGAAGCCUCUCAGUGACCUGAAGGACAAGAUAAAAGACCUCACCAUGGACAACGCCAAACUCCUGCUGCAGAUAGACAACGCCAAGCUGGCCAACAACGACCUGGCCAACAAGCUGAAAGAUGAAGUCAAAGGUCGGAAGGCAGUGGAAAGCGAUGUGGUGGAGCUGAAGAAGAACAUUGCCGACACCAAGCAGAGCAACAUGCAGACGCAGAGAGAGAUCGACCUGGUGAAGGAGGAGCUGUCCCGUCUGGAAGAGGAGCACAAGGACGAGGUGGAGCAGCUCCACGAGAAGGUCAAGAAUUCUGAGGUGAUCGUGGAGGUCGACUCUCGCGACUCCAACCUGGCCGACGCUGUCACCAAGAUCCGCCGGCAGUAUGAGAAGCUCGCCGAGCAGCACCAGAGGGAGACGGAGGAGUGGUACCACUGCAAGUUUGAAAACAUCAAGAUGGAGGAGGCCCAGAACACUGAGGCGCUGGAGUCAGGAAAGACCCAGCUCCAGGACCUGAUCCGGCAGAAGCAGCAGCUGGAGAUCAAGCUGCAGGGUCGUCACAGCACGAUCCGCAAUCUGGAAGAGAACUUGAGGUCCACCAAGGUGGAUUACAAUCAGAGGAUGGCGCCUCUCAACCAGCGGAUCCUGGACCUGGAGGAACAGCUGAAGAGGGUGAGGGCCCACCUGGAGAGCCAGAUCCAGAAGAACAAAGACCUGCUGUGUGUCAAGAUGAAGCUGGAGGCCGAAAUCAACAACUACCAGGAGCUGAUGAUGCCUCAUGCUGACAGACCAGAAACAGCCUGACCUUCAGGAGCCUUUGGUGGAGAAGGAUGAGGCUUCGAAGGACCGUGGGGCGUUGGAUGUUCAGGAAGAGCAGGAGGUUGCUGAGGAUCAAAGUGUGUCUAUGA
Synchiropus splendidus (mandarinfish) is the source of this 1232-nucleotide messenger RNA. Its product is annotated as keratin, type I cytoskeletal 18-like. NCBI's taxonomy places the organism in Eukaryota, Metazoa, Chordata, Actinopteri, Syngnathiformes, Callionymidae. Gene Ontology annotation, molecular function: structural molecule activity. Bases 1 to 1128 code for a protein of 375 amino acids. The transcript is spliced from 7 exons. The record is from RefSeq and is a predicted model, not a curated record.